Messenger RNA from Pelodiscus sinensis (Chinese soft-shelled turtle), 4425 nucleotides. Lineage: Eukaryota; Metazoa; Chordata; Testudines; Trionychidae. The record is from RefSeq and is a predicted model, not a curated record.
UAGUUUGUACCUGUAUGUUUUGGAUGUGGUACGUAACAGAUGUAUUCUAGCAGUAAGUCUGUUAGCGCUUAAAGUGGAACGUUCUGGUAUACAUGUGGAGCUGUGCCUGAGAAUCUGGUAACAAAAGUUAUUGACUAAAAUGUUACAUUUCAGACACUAAUCCAGAUAGCUCACUCAACAGAAUAAAGCUAAUCCAUUCCUUGUUAGAAAUGCUGCCCACAGUCUCUGAAGGAUGUAACAAAUACCCCAUGCCUAAGCUCCACAGGGCUCCUCGCUGCCUGGAAGUGAAGAACAACAGGAAUUCUACUGGGAGGUUCUGAGGCAGGAGGAUCAAGGAUUUAUUUUCCCUUCCAUAUGGGGGAGAGAGUAAUUUAAGAUAAAACUGAGGCUUCUACCUACAAAGAUGGAUGAUAUCUCCUAUGUUUCCAAUAGGGCUGCAGCCAGACGGCUGUAUAUGAGGGCCAAGUGGUGGUAGGAAAAUGUAGAGCAGGAUGACCCAAGAUACUGCUGGUCUUAAAUUGAGCUUUGAAUAUUGGCUGGAUAAGGCUGUUCAGUGGGGUCAAACCACUACUUUGGAAUCCCAGCAAGAUGUCUGCCUUCACUUGCCUAAAUUACAGGAGUUUCUACAGCAGAUUUAUGAAUCCUUGAAACAUAUGAACUCUACUACAGCAAUUCAGAGAUUCCCUUUAAUUGGUCAACUACUAGGAAGGCUUUGUUGGAAUCCCUUUGUUGUAGGAUAUGAUAAGAGCCAGAAAACUCUCAUGUGGUGCUUAAGUUGCCUGUACAGCAAUGAACCGCAGAACCCUGUGGAAUUGAAGGCUAACAGCUGGAUACUGAGUUUGCUGUGCCAUCUCCUUUCUUCUUCUGAGUGGGGAACUAAUGAAGUUGGUACGGGUACCUUUAUUUCUGCUCUUGGCUACACGUCUGUAGAUUACUAUUCUAAACUGAUUAAAAAUAUAGUCUUAUCAUUACUGACAGAACUCAAAGGAAAUCAGUUUAAUGGACUUAACAUUCCAGGGAGAGUUUCAGAUGAUUAUGUAAAUGCAGUGUCUCUUUUCUGCGUACCUCUUAUCACGUUGCCUGAUGUGACUCCUCUACUGGAAGCACUCCUUACCUAUCAUGGAGGUGGAUCACAAGAAGUUCUCAGCUCAGAGUUUUUAGAAGCUGUGAAUGAGACAUUUUUAAAGAAGAAGAUUGCCCUCUCUGAAUCAGCUAUCAUAAGCUUGUGGCUUCGUCAUCUGCCUAGCCUUGAAAAAGCAACACUGCAUCUUUUUGAAAGGUUGAUUUCCACUAAGACAAGUUCACUGGAAGAAGUAGCAUGUAUCGUAAAAGAUUCAUUACUGCCACAAGUAUCAUGCCAACCUGCCAUCUUCAGAAUUGUUGAUGAAAUUUUCAAGAAUGCACUGCUUGAAACCAGUGGAACUCCUGAAGUAAUGACCAUGAUACAGGUGUUUACACAGUGUUUUGUUCAAGCUCUCCAGAAGGAUAACAAGCAGCAUAAAUUUCCUCUGAAGGCCUACUUUCCUCAUCAUCAUCAGCCUCUUGUAGUAGCCUUACUCAAACAUCCUUUCGAUUUGCCAGCUGUGCUCUGGUCUCAGCACCUGAAAUACAUUACUGACAUGCUUAAAGCAGUAGUAGAAGAUAAAAGCAUUAGAUCGCAUGCUGAUCUCUUUGAGAGCUGGUUUUUGUUGGCUCAUUUUGGAGAAUGGAUUGAUAUUGCUGUAGAGCAAUUGCUGAAAUCUGAAGAUAAGUCCUCAGAUGCUUUUCUAUGGCUGCUAGCAUUUUACUACAGUCCACACAAUGAUAAAGAGCAGAGGACUCAAACGCUGGUAGAAGCGCGAGCAGUGUAUGAUCGUCUGAUGAUGCUCUUCAGCUGUACAACCCUCUCCAUCACAGAUCUGCAGGCUGCAGCUAACACUAAAACAGAUAAGAGGCAAUCUUGCACCAGACACCUUGUCAGGCAUCUUCUUCUUAGUUUUUUGCUCUUUUCUUCUGGUGGACACAAGAUUGCUCAAGAGUUUAUUUCACAUGUGAUUCUGGGAAGCAAUUCUGCCAGUGAAGUUUUUGGCCUUCUUACACGUACUGCCUACAGAUUUAAUCAACUUGGAUUAAAAAAUCAAAGGACUGUGAAACUGAUGAAGUAACGAGGCUAGUGACAUACAGCAAUCUCAGAGGAGAAGGGGACAAAAAUCCAGCAAACACCGAUUAGUGCAACAGCUUCAACAACUGCCAGAAGAGAGAGUCAUCCUCCCAUGUAUUAAGGCUUUUCCCACUGUAUUGCCAUUUAUGGUGCAAUGAUCUCCCCAAUAUGGAGAAAGGCUUUAUAUUAGCUUGUGAUUUAACAAAAUGUAUAAUAGUAUGCAAAAUGAAAAAACCUUUUUUUAAAAUAAACUUUAGUUCAAAACAAAUGCUCUUGUACUUGAUCCAAAAGCUCUCUCUCAUUUUCUGUACUUCACAUUCAGUAUGUUUGAGUGUUAAGUAACAAUGGCCGAAAAGAUGUAAUCAGCUCUCCUUUCUACAGCUGUUCCGGAAAUAUCUGUUUAAUCUUGUUUUGCUGCCGUGCCAUUGGCUUCCACCAGAUUGCAAAGCAUGAGCACCAAUUAUGCCCCACUAUGCCAAUGAGAAUGACAAAACUAAUCCGAACUAUCUCCUCCCUCUUACUUCACUACUAUAGCUGCACAGGACUCAAUUUCUCAGCUACACUAAGUCUGACCAUGAAACAAUAACUCAUCACCUCUAAACCCUCAGCCAUGAUAUGAUGUCUCCAACUUUUAAAUACAUACACAAACACACACACACGGCUUGACAAAUAAUGUAAUCUACUUGCCCGUGGUGAGUAGAUUACAACCCGGAAGAGCCGGCGCAGAGCGAUCUGCGCAUGUGCAAAGCGCAGAACCGCGUGAAACCGUGCGGCUGGCGAGCGGGGCUCUAGGACAGAUUACAUCUGAAAGCAUGUACCCACUGUCUAAUUCUCUAGCAUAUGGAGUAAUGCCCAUGACCCUAAACUACCAAUUAUUAUUAUUGUUUUCUGUGUUGCUGUAGCAAUGGUGUUCCCAGGAGAUUAGAGACACAAUGUGCGUGAAGUAAUAACUUUCAAUGGCCCAACCUCUGUUAGCAAAAGAGACAAGCUUUCUUCUUUGGGUCCAGGAAAGGUACUCAAGAGUGUUAUCUAUAGCUAAAUACAAAGUGGAGCUGACCAUUAACAGUACCUUCUAUAAAGAAAUCGAAGACUAUGCCAAAUUGCAAUUCUCUCAAUUUAAGGAUAUCAUCAACUCCUUGCCCAAACAAAUCCACAUACAAGUUCAUGCCACCCAAGGUAGUCUUCCCAGGAUACAUAAAUAACUGAACACAGGCAAAGCCAUCAUAAUGGGCCAUGACUGUCUUACUGAAGGAGCAUCAAAUCUCAUAGAAACUGAACCUCUCACCACACAAAGGACCAGCUUCCUUCAGAACACAACCAACCAUUUACAGAAACUAGGGAUGUUAGAAUGUAACCAAAUAACCAAUAAGCUGAUGCUUACUAGUUAACGGUUUCAGUUACACUUAGCUGGCUCCUUAACAGUAUAAGUUAUGCUUUAUACUGCAGAACCACAAUGCAGGUAACUGUAACUGCUGAGAUUUUCAGUGGUUACACAAUUACUCUAAUGAAUGCUUUUAAAUAUCUCUACCAGAAACUCUGCAACAUUAACAACCUCCUUCAGAGCAUCAUUCUUGCCACCAUCCUAUACAGCUAUAUUUCUUGCAACGAUGAUAUAGCUGCUGGUCUCAAACAUCUAGGAAUAGGAAAAUAAACAUUUAGUUCUCACUCCUCAUCCCCCAACAUCACUAAAUUCAUUCAUUUCAUCUUCACCCCUAAUCCUUUACAUUAAACAAGCACUCGGCUCCAAAUAUGGGAGCAGCCAUGGUACUAAGAUGGCUGCCCAAUAUGUCAACCUCUUUAAGAGCCCUCUUGAGGAAGAAUUUCUGAAGUCAAUGAUGUGCCUGAGAUCUGGCAAUAGUAUUUCCAUUCUCUCAACAGAUAAUCUAAGCUCCCUCAGAUUUCCACUAUAACGUAGACAACUACCACUCACACACCCACAAAACUCUGCCUAGGAUACUUCAUCAUCAUCUUCCUGUGUGUCACUGAGUUUCAACAAUGGAACCUACAGACAACUAUAUACAAGAAAGAGGACGUUACCUUGUGCAGCAAUGGUGAUUUUUCUAAAUGUCUCCCCCCAUGGGUGCUCCACUGUAGGUGUCAGGCUCGUCCUAAUGCCACAGAUUGGAGUCUUCAACAGCAGUAGUCAGCUGGACCGUGCAUGUGUGGUCAGCAUCUUGCAACUUUCGCACCCUUUCUCUCGUGCAUGAAAUCCAGUUCCUGCCAGUUACUCUUGUCCGCCCGAGUUGUGACGGCGCGUUGGGGGUCCCCCGUCUCCUGCACCCCGA